AUGAUCAAUCUUAUAGAACAAUAAGUUGAUAAAGAACCAAUUCUUCAACAGGUAUCUAAAAUGAAGGAUUUUCUCCUUAAUCAUUUGAAUUAGAAAAUAGUAUUUCUUACAUCAGGGGGAACCUCAGUUCCUUUAGAAUAGAAUACUGUUAGAUCUAUUGAAAACUUCUCAUCUGGAUUAAGAGGAGCUGCAUCUGCUGAAUAUUUCUUAAAGGAAGGUUACGUUGUCAUCUACUAUUACAGAGAUAAGUGUUUAAGACCAUUUGCUAGACAUUUAAAUGUUUAAAAGCUAAUUAAUGCUGAUCAGUAUUUAUACAAAUAUUAAAUCUUUAAGAUAAGAAUUAGAAAAGCUUAAUAAACUAUAACAAAUUGAUAAAACUAAACUCUAUGAAAUAUCUUAUGUUUCUGUAAUGGAAUACUUGUAUUUUGUUAUUAAAGCAAUGGAGAUAUUUAAAGAAUUAAAAUUGAAUUUACUAGUAUAUUUAGCUAGUGCAGUCAGUGAUUAUUACAUUCCAAAAGAUAUGAUGGCAUAACAUAAAAUAUAAGCUUAAGAUAAAUUAGAAUUAGAAUUAAUGCCAGUUCCAAAGAUUUUAGGGUUAAUUCGAGAAAUAUAUAAGGAGGCUAAAAUAAUUUCCUUUAAAUUAGAGACUGAUGAUGAUAUUCUCUAUAAGAAAAUUUCAGAGUCUAUGAAAAAAUAUAAUUUAGAAUAUGUAUAUAUUAUUAUUAAGUUUAUAGUGCAUAGGAAAUUUAUUACAAAAUAGAAGAGAUCAAAUUGUUAUAUAUUAUAAAGGGGAGUUUAUUAAAAUAUAAAGGAAUAAGGAUGAAAUAGAGGAACAAAUUAUUGAAUAUAUUACAUAAAACAUUAAAUGA
Molecule: messenger RNA, 869 nt
Organism: Paramecium primaurelia
Lineage: Eukaryota; Ciliophora; Oligohymenophorea; Peniculida; Parameciidae
Source: the annotation of a GenBank genome assembly